AUGGCACAAGCCUUUGGUGCAAUAGCAGAGCUACUUGAUAAUGUUGUUGAUGAGAUACGGAAUGGGGCCACUUUUGUCAUUAUAGAUAAAACUUUAAAUCCAAGAAAUGGAAGCCCAGCAUUGUUAAUUCAAGGUGACGGUGGUGGGAUGGACCCAGAUGCAAUGCGGCGCUGCUUGAGUUUUGGAUUUUCAGUUAAAAAGUCAAAAUCAACUUUUGGACAAUAUGGAAAUGGCUUUAAGACCAGAUAUGACAGAAUAGUGGUUCCCAUAGUUGAUUAUGAGGUCAAUAAAUCUACUGGUGCAUUGGAUAACUUGCAUAGUAAAGAACAUUACAUAGCCAAUCUUUCCAUGCUGCUGCAAUGGUCUCCAUACUCAACAGAAGAGGAGCUUCUGAAACAAUUUGAGGAUGUUGGGUAUCAUGGUACAAAAGCCGUCAUCUAUAAUCUAUGGUUCAAUGAUGAGGAUUCUGAGGAUAUUCUAAUUGUUGGGGAGCCGAAGACUGCAGAGAAAGGUCGCUGUCCAACGACAGCAAAUGGACAACAUCUCGCUAACCGUCUUCGUUAUUCUCUUUGUGCAUAUUUGUCUGUGUUGUACUUGCGCAUACCUGAAACUUUCUGCAUACUACUACGUGGACCACGAAGUGGUGGAUCUGUGGAAGGCACAGUUGUUACAACGAUUGGGUUUCUAAAGGAAGCUCCACAUGUGAAUAUUCAUGGCUUUAAUGUCUACCACAAGAAUCGUUUAAUUCUGCCAUUUUGGCAUGUGGUCAAGAAAAACCCUCAGGCACCAACUACUUCUCAGGUUUCAUCUGAUUUUGGCUCACAUCAUGAUACACAUCAACCCGUUGUCUUGGGUGGAAGCUUUUCUGCUGCUGUUAGUACAACAGCACCAGCAGGAGCUAAUUUGAAGAGGAAAAAAUAUGAUGAUCUAGCAGAACUUGAUAAGAUGAAACGGAUGGCUCUCUUCAAGGUUGCUGGUAUGGAUGCUGACAUGGCUAGCAGAGGUGGCUGCACAUGUGAAACUGAGGCUGCAAGCUCAGGUUUGAAUGCCAGGUGUCUUUAA
Messenger RNA from Ilex paraguariensis (yerba mate), 1062 nucleotides. Lineage: Eukaryota; Viridiplantae; Streptophyta; Magnoliopsida; Aquifoliales; Aquifoliaceae. The record is from the annotation of a GenBank genome assembly.